AUGGAUGAGGAUGUUUUGUUUGAACUAGCAGACACGACCGACAGAUCAGAUAAAAAGUAUGAAGGCAUUGGACUGUGUGUGUGUUUUGGUCAUAAUGGAAACCUGACGCACACCCCCGAACUGCAUGGACGGGCACUUUGCAACCAUCUGUACCUGGCCAGUUCGAAAAACGGCCGACUGAAGGGUAACGUAUUUUCAGACGAAUGCCAGGUGGCGCCGGUGGGGUUCGAGGAGGUGGCCGUGUAUUUCUCCCGGGAGGAGUGGGGGCUCCUGGACGAAGGGCAGAGGCAGCUCUACAGGGACGUCAUGCAGGAGAAUUACCAGACUCUGAUCUCGCUGGGAUUCCCCGUCCCCGACCCGGCCGCGAUCUCCUGGAUGGAGCCAGGGGAAGAGCCGAGGGUCCCGGAUCUCCAGGGCUCUGAGGAAAGCGAGACCACCCGCACAGCAGGCGAGAGGCGCUGGAGGCGGAGCCAGGAGAAUCCCAUCCAGGGAAGCCUCAAGAGGCUGGACCCCCAGCAGACCUUCCCGGGGAUAGCCCGGAAGUGGGCCAUGCAGAACCCUAGCCAGGGCAGGGCUUGGGGGAGCCAGCAGGGGGCCCUUGGUGCUAGAGGGCAGGAGGUGCCCCCGCCUGGCAGAUCUGCUACAUCUGGCCGCCAGGAGCGAGGCUUCGGCCGGCUCCUGGGCAUCCUCUUCGAGCCCUCGGCCGUGGCAAGGCCGCUUCGGCCCAGGGAGCGCGGGAGGGCCCCUGGGCGCAGCAAGGGCUCCGGGAGGCCCUACGGCUGCACCGAGUGCGACAAGAGCUUCCGGCAGAAGCCGCACUUGGUGACUCACCUGCGCACCCACACGGGCGAGCGGCCCUACCUGUGCGCUGCCUGCGGCCGGGCCUUCGGCCAGAGCUCCAACCUGAUCGAGCACCAGCGCACCCACGCCGGCGAGACCCGCUUCCGCUGCCCCGACUGCGGGAAGUGCUUCGGUCUCAGCUCCAACCUGGUGCAGCACCAGCGCCUCCCCGCAGGGGAGCGGCCCUACCGCUGCGCCCAGUGCGGGAGGAGCUCCUGCCACAAGCACCAGCUGACCCGGCACUACCAGGGACACGCCGAGGAGGAGGCCGUUGCAGUGCUGAGCCUGGGACCCACCCCGGUGGUAGAGAUCAGGGAUGCACCGUGA
Messenger RNA from Emys orbicularis (European pond turtle), 1167 nucleotides. Its product is annotated as zinc finger protein 75A-like. The transcript has 6 exons. Lineage: Eukaryota; Metazoa; Chordata; Testudines; Emydidae. Gene Ontology annotation, biological process: regulation of DNA-templated transcription. The record is from RefSeq and is a predicted model, not a curated record. The coding region runs from base 1 to 1167 and encodes 388 amino acids.